AUGUGCCAGAGGAAGAGCGGGAGGCAGAAGAUACAGCACUCACAGUCCUUCCUAGCCCAUCCUCCUCCUCCUCCACUCCUCCACCCCCCUGCUGUGCCAAACCCUUCUGUGCAACUUUCUUUCCAGCCUUCUUCCCCUCCCCACCUUGCUUUUUCUUCCCUGUUCCUCCCUCCCCUGCCGCUCUCUCUCCCCUCUCCCCCUUAUCCCCCUCUGCAUUCCCCUCCUGGGACCCUUUUUUCCCGGCCUUCCCCUUCUUGCCUUCCUUCCCUGAACCAGCCGAUUCCGAUGAUGAAACUGCGCCCAGCCUCUGCCCCUCCAAAGCUUCUCCCUCCCAUCUCUCCCCUCUCUGCCCUCGCUCGCCCCUAUCAGCCCCCACGCUCUCAUCCCAGUGCACAUGCAUCUGCCGCUGCUGCCGACCCACACCAGGCGACUUCUGAGCGCCCUCAUACGAGCCAGCGGCAAACCCUCCUGCUCCCCGCCCCUUCUGAGGCGAUUCAAAAGAGGGCUUCUGCGGACCCGAUGCAUACAGGCCCCCCAGCAGCAGCUUUCCCAGCAGGCACUGCAGCAGCACCCUUAGCGCCUGCCUGCUUACCUCCCUUGACAAACGGCAUCUUCACAACCCCCCCUCCUUUCCCCCCUCCCCCUCCCCCUCCCCCUCCCCCUCCCCCUCCCCCUCCCCCUCCCCCUCCCCCUCCCCCUCCCCCUCCCCCUCCCCCUCCCCCUCUUAUCGCCCGAAGAGCAGCAGCAGCAGAAUGCAACGAGGAGCGAGAGGCCUUCAAGAGAGUCGAUUAG
Closterium sp. Yama58-4 is the source of this 792-nucleotide messenger RNA. The record is from the annotation of a GenBank genome assembly. NCBI's taxonomy places the organism in Eukaryota, Viridiplantae, Streptophyta, Zygnematophyceae, Desmidiales, Closteriaceae.